This is a messenger RNA of Exophiala dermatitidis NIH/UT8656, 1098 nucleotides long. Its product is annotated as isopenicillin-N N-acyltransferase. NCBI's taxonomy places the organism in Eukaryota, Fungi, Ascomycota, Eurotiomycetes, Chaetothyriales, Herpotrichiellaceae. The transcript has a single exon. The record is from RefSeq and is a predicted model, not a curated record. Bases 1 to 1098 code for a protein of 365 amino acids.
AUGGUUAAUUCCGCACCAGCACGAGAUACUCAGAGGGUCUGGCAAGGAGUGCCCGAGGUAGUUGCAAGUGGUUCACCAUGGGACAUUGGCGUUGCACAUGGUAGUCUGAUUCCCAGUCGGAUCAGAACUUGCAUUUCAAACUAUGAGCGACUCUUUCGAGAAACUGCCGAGUGUGAUUGGGAGGAGUCGAGAAAACGAGCAGCGACACAUCUCCCAUCUCUUGAGCGGAACGAGCCCGACUUGGUAGAGGAAAUGCGCGGUAUUGCUCAAGGGGCUGGAGUUGAUUCCUUUGAUAUCCUGGCACUCAAUCUGCGCAGCGAGAUAUCGUUGACGAAUUACUCCGACGGAUGUACCUCAAUAGUUACCCAGAAUCCCACCAGUGGCGAGGUUUUUCUAGCUCAGAACUGGGACUGGGUCGGCGAAGCACGUACAUCCACAGCCUUCUUCGAUAUUCAGCAAACCGGCAAACCACGCGUUCGAAUGAUGGGCGAGGCGGGGAUCCUGGCGAAGUUCGGUUUUAAUGCCGCCAGCCUGGGUGUGUGCAUGAUCGCAAUCCGAUGUGGAACAAUCAACAGGGAUGCGUUGCCGGUGCAUCUUGCCAUGAGACGUGUUUUACAGUGCAGCUCAUUUGACGAGGCGUUUGCCAUGCUGGAGCAAAAAGGAGUGGCAUCAUGCGUUAACCUAGUCAUUGCAGACCGCCGAGGCAAGUUUGCAACAAUUGAAUGCACACCCAAGGGCCUCGCUCCAAUCCUGCCAACUCCAGGAAGCACCACGACGUUCCACACCAACCAUUUGUGGUCGCCUGCAACACCAACCGAUAUAUUGGACCAUCCAGCUAAGAAUUCGUUUUCCAGACUUGAAAGAAUCCGGGAGUUGAGCUACGGUCAAGAAGCGGAUAUUAGUAAGAUUCGUGCCUGGAUGUCAGACGAACAAGGUACGCCGGUUUCCAUCUGCCGUUCCAUGCCGACCGGCGCCAAAGGUAUCGAAAGGAUGGAGACUUUAGCAACGGUGAUUAUGGAUCUGAGCAAAGGAAUAUUGGAGGUAUCUUUUGGCAAACCCAGCCUUCUUCCUCCGAUACGGACCAUAUCGACAGACUAG